AACGGGCAAAAACCCCUUUCAUCUUCCCCGAAGAAAAACCCUUCUCUUGGCGACUGGGGCCAUACGACCCAAAUCCCUUCUCCUUAUCGAUUUAUCUCUUAAACCCUAGAUUUCCAUCUGGGGUUUUCUGAUUUGGGUUUGGGUUUUUCUCCCUUUUCUUUGGAAUCUCCUAUCUCUCUGCGUAUCCGGUCGCAUCCCCUAUCCGGGAAGGAUCUACAUAUCUCCAUACCCAAGUCCGUUCGAAUGGCUACCGUCGUUACUCCCGCGGAUCAAACUGCCGAGUUGCUGCAGAAAAUGUCAUUGGAUUCUCAAACAAAGACUCUGGAGAUCUCCGAGCCGAGUAAGAAGACUGCAGUUUACAAGUAUGGAGCUGUGGAUUCGAAUGGUCAACUUUCUUCUUUUGAUCGAUCUUUGACUCCAUUGCUCCCUAGCGAUGCUCUGGACCCUUCCGUCUGCUUUGUUCCGAGUGGCUAUCAGCCCUACUAUUUUGGUGGAUAUGGGAAUGGUCACGAUUGGACUGAGUACGAGUACACAGGUUAUGCAAAUCCUGAUGGUGUGGACGUGACUUCUGGGAUUUAUGGAGAGAAUGGGUCUAUUGUGUAUCAACAGGGAUAUGGGUAUGCAGCAUAUCAAUAUUCGCCAACCGCAAGUCCUGCUCCUGUCGGUAGUGAUGAACAGUUGUAUGGUGCUCAGCAAUACCGGUACCCUUCCUACUUUCCUUCCAAAACCAGCAGUGGACCUUUCGUUUCCUCUGUUGAUACUACUUCGCAUGCGGAUCUCUCUGUGAACAAAGGUGCUGAUGGAAAGACACUCCCUGCCAAUAGUACGAACGCUGAUGCCACUGCUGAUUCAAAGAGUGGUAUUGAAAAAGGAAACAAGGGCUCAGCUCUGGGGAAACCACAGGACCAGGGUACUCUUAACUCGACUAAUUUGUACGGGAAUGGUGCUUCUGGAGGGGGGUUUAGUACUGCUGUGUAUCAGGAUCCGAGGUUUAGCCAUGAUGGAUUUUACUCUCCCAUGUCAUGGCAUGAUGGCUCCAAGUUUUCAGAUGUGCAGAGGCCUGUGUCUGGAAGUGGAGUUGUGUCAUCUUUUUCUAAGGCUAACAAUGUACAUUCCUCGAGGAAUCAGAACUAUGGGUCAAAUUCCCAUUACAUGGGUUGGCACCAGCCCGCUUCAAUGACAGGAUUCGGUACAACUCAGAGAUACUAUGAUAGGAUGUACCCAAGCAAUUUUUACAGUCAGUAUGGAAGCACUGUAAGAUCUGGCAGGGGUUAUGGUUCGACUGGGUAUGAUGCAUGGACAAAUGGAAGAUGGGUGACUGCAGAUAACAAAAACAGAGUCCGGGGAAGGUGUAACAAUUACAGCUAUGGAAAUGAGAACAUAGAUGGUAUGAAUGAGCUCAACAGGGGACCUAGGGCAAAGGGUCCAAAGAACCAGAAGGUGCCCACAUCAGAGAUUGGCUAUGAUGUGAAGGGGCAGAUGGGAAUAUCAGACGUAACUGAUACUGGAGAGACAGACGAAAUAUGUGUUGUUGUUCCUGACAGAGAAGGAUACAAUAGAGAAGAUCUCCCUGAGGAUUACACAGAUGCUAAGUUCUAUGUCAUCAAGUCAUACAGUGAAGAUGACAUUCAUAAGAGCAUCAAAUAUAAUGUUUGGGCAAGCACACCAUAUGGCAACAAGAAGCUCGAUGCAGCAUAUCAGGAAGCUCAGCAGAAGCCUGGCAACUGUCCAGUGUUUCUCUUCUUCUCGGUCAAUGCCAGUGGACAAUUUGUUGGGGUCGCUGAAAUGAUUGGGCCGGUUGAUUUCAACAAAAAUGUGGAGUAUUGGCAACAGGACAAGUGGACUGGCUCGUUUCCCCUAAAGUGGCAUAUUGUGAAGGAUGUGCCAAACAGUUUGUUCAAGCACAUUACUCUCGAGAACAAUGAGAAUAAGCCAGUUACGAACAGUAGAGACACACAGGAGGUCAAACUGGAGCAGGGUUUGAAGAUAAUAAAGAUUUUCAAAGAGUAUAACAGCAAAACAUGCAUUUUGGAUGAUUUUUCAUUCUACGAGGUUCGGCAAAAGACAAUCCAAGAGAAGAAAGCUAAGCAACAGCAGCAGCAGCAGACCCAGAAGCAGGUAUGGGCAGGGAAAACUACUGAUGACAAGAAGGAACCUAUAAAUGGCUCUGCAACUGCAGAGUCUGCAAAUAAAUCUACGGAUGAUCUCAAGGUUGCUGAAAAUGGUUCAGCUGCUAAAACCGAGGGUCACUCUAACAACACUAAGCAAGUCAUGGCUUCACCAAACGGUUGCUAGCUUCUGCCAUGUGGCUCACGGCAGAGCUUGGUCCUCGUAUAUAAUCCCGACAUUGUAAUGGUACCUCAAAACGCGAGAAAGAAGGAACAAGCUAUCUGAUUAUAGCCCUUACAUCGGCUCUGCUUUGUGGUGGUGUCUAUUGUGCGGCUAUUUGCUCUGGACACAAAUUUGAAUAGAGCUGAGAAGGUGAUGAAUUUGCUGUGGUGUAGGGGGAGAGGAGGCUUCUUGGAAUCAAACCAUGGAAAAGAUGCCACAACCCUUCUGGUUUUAGGAGCUUUACUGCCCUCUAGAAGUUUAUUUCCUUUCAUGUCAACAUCUAUCAAUCUUUCCCUCUCUUUUUUUAUAUUGGUUCUGUUUUUCUGAUGUUGAUGAUGUUCCUGCCUUGUGAAUGCGUCGAGGAUGAAGAAGAGGAAGAAGCAAAGGUGGGAUGUGUUUUUGGUUUCAGUUUUGGGUUUUAGCCGGAGACAACAAAAGAUUUCUUCAUUUCAGACAUAUCUGGUUUCAGUUUGGGAGUUGAGAUCUUAUGAUAUAUGUAAUGGUCCGUGUAUCUGUAACAGUUUCAGCUGUGGAAAAUUAUUCUGAUUCAGGAAAUACAAACGAGGGCAAGCACAUAUAACUUUCUCGCCUCAAUAUGAUUUAGAUAGAUGAUAUUAGGGUUCUUAACUAAAGCAGUGCUAAAUAGAUGAUGGAGCUCCCGAUAACGAUUCUAAGGUAACAGGAUAUGACGACUUGAUUCUAUGGAGCUCGUCUCCAAAAAAAAAAAAAAAAAA
Tarenaya hassleriana is the source of this 3065-nucleotide messenger RNA. RefSeq lists its product as uncharacterized. The transcript has 9 exons. The record is from RefSeq and is a predicted model, not a curated record. Gene Ontology annotation, cellular component: cytoplasm. Gene Ontology annotation, biological process: mRNA destabilization. Bases 244 to 2295 code for a protein of 683 amino acids. Gene Ontology annotation, molecular function: mRNA binding. NCBI's taxonomy places the organism in Eukaryota, Viridiplantae, Streptophyta, Magnoliopsida, Brassicales, Cleomaceae.